AUGUCCAGGCUCGUGGACUAUUUCGUAAUAGUGGGCUUUGACCACGAGAAAGAAAGAGGUGGACUCAGCAACGGCAUCAUCCUUCAACGAUUCCCAGAAGUCAACUGGGAGGACACACCUUUCCACGACGGCAUAGAAUGGUUCUGUCAGCCGCAAGGAUGGGCACUCUCAACGGAGAGAUCGGAGCCGCGCUUCUACGUGUCAGUAUUGACGGACGUGGAUGCCAACCGUCACUACUGCGCCUGUCUCUGCUUCAACGAAACCGUUGCCAUCACUCCCACCAAACCUGCAGACGAGGACGAAGAAUCAUUAGAUUCGAGUCGACCGGUGGCGAACAUCACUCACCACAGCAUAAUGUACGCGCCCAAGUGCCUGGUCAUCGUUUCGCGGCAAGACUACAUCGAUACAUUCCGGAAUUGCCUCGGCAUAAUCUACACGGUGUGGGUUGAAAAUCUCGGUGUGCCAUUGGAGACGUUAGUUGGUAACCUUUUAGGCUGUGUCCUGGUCCCCCCGGCCGGCGGGCCGCAAGUGCGUUUCAGUAUCGGCGCAGGGGACCGCCAGGCGCUGCAGCCGCCAGCCGCGCCGCCCAUGCCGGUCACUCACACAGCUGUCCAUAUGCUCUUGAGGUUGCUAGGUAUCCACAAUUCAAUAACACUAUGGUGUGCGGUGAUGAGCGAACACAAAGUACUUUUAGUAUCAUUAGCGGCGGCCCGUCUGUCUGCUGCUUGUAGGGCGCUAGCAGCGUUAAUGUUCCCGUUUAGAUAUGCACACGUAUACAUACCGUUGUUACCAGCUGGUCUAGCAGAGGUUCUGGCGACUCCCACUCCCUUUUUGAUAGGGGUUCAUUCUAGUUUGAAGGAAGAAGUGUCGGAAUUGUUGGACGUCAUAGUGGCAGAUCUAGAUGUAGGCUCCCUCCACAUACCAGCAGGAGUUAACAUCCCUCGUCCAGAAGGCAAACUAUUAUCAUCCCUACAAGAAGCCCUAGCAUUAGUUCUACAGCCGGAACUCAAGUCGGCGGACUCGGCCUUCGCCCCGCCCCCGCCAUCCUCCUCACCACCACAUAUGAUGGAUAAGGAGAUACGAGCGGUCUUCAUGAGGACAUUGGCCAAAUUGUUGCAAGGUUAUAGGCACUGUCUCACAAUAAUUAGGAUACACCCGUCCCCAGUCCUGACAUUCCAUAAGGCUGGUUUUUUAGGAGCGCGGGGGCUCUCUCAGUGCCCCUUCGCAGUCAGGCUACUGGACUCCAUGUUCUUCAAUGGGCUAGUCGCUGAGAGGGGCCCUCCCUGGCGACCCACUGAUAUAUGGGAUGAACUAGUUCAAAAUCUUCCAGAGCAGAUGAGGCUGGAAUCUUUGAACAAUGAGUUGGAAUUAGAACACAUACAGGAACUGGCAAUACAGUUACAUCUCAAUGAAAAUCCAAAUCCACAAUCCGACGGUUCCCAGGGCGUGUCCACGCAGACGUACUCGCAGCGCGUGCUGCGGCCGCCGGAGGGCGCGUCGGCGCGCAUCCACCAGCCGCCGCUGCCGGCGCUGGACGCGGCGCGCGUGCACGCCGUCAUUGAGGAGGUCACGGCGCGGAACGCGAACAACCCCAAGUUAUCAGCCCUACGCCUGCCGGCGCCUAGGAUCAUCCCACCCGGCGCGCCGCCCACCGGCGCCGCGGAGCACACGCAGCUGCUUCUAACUAACUCUGCUAGACGACUCGAGGUGCUGCGGUCGUGCAUCGCGGCCAUCUUCGAGUGCCGCUACGCGGACGCGCGCAAGUCGCUGCCGGGCGUGGUGCGGGCGCUGCGGGCGCCGGCCGCGCGCGCCGCGCUCGUGCGCGACCUGGCCGCGCGCCUGCCCACCAACAAGCACCUGCUGCAGCCGCACCAGUUCGAGCUGGUCGUCAGG
This is a messenger RNA of Brenthis ino (lesser marbled fritillary), 1893 nucleotides long. NCBI's taxonomy places the organism in Eukaryota, Metazoa, Arthropoda, Insecta, Lepidoptera, Nymphalidae. The record is from the annotation of a GenBank genome assembly.